CUACAGUGAGCUAUGGUCGCUACUGUACUGAAUGAUGACCUUUUGCCGCCAACCUCUCCCACAGUCUCAGCCUUGUCGGCGGAAAGCGAGGCCUCGUUUAAAUCAGCUCGGGCUCGAGAGAGGCUGGUUCGACCGCGGGUGGUGGAGUCGUCCGAAAGUCGCCGUGGCUCGCUUCCCCUUGUGCGGAGUUGGUUUAGUAAGGCCGUAAGUGCAAGCUCAGCUACCACCCGUGACGACACACCGGGUAUGUUCGAACAAGUGGUCGUAGUCGCAUUCGCCGUGAUAUCGUCACACUCUGACGCAGCGUUGUGGCAGAAAAAGGUCUAUUGGUAUCUCCUCGCUUUGGCAGCGACGAGCCUAGUGUGCGUUUGUGUUGUGCCCCCCGGAACGGGUUCGAAGCAGACGGGAGUUAUUGCACUACUGGGUUCUGUACCGAGACGAAUAUGUGAUUUCUUUAUGCUACGCUGGCCCUCCAUUAUAGCCACUGCUCUAGCUUACCGAAACCUGGUCUUAGUGGCAUUCCCUAUGAGUCUAGGCUACUACCUCUCUCUGGUCUUCUCAUGCUACCGUCUGACUAUGUACUUUGUCUAUGUGGUAACCUAUCUCAGCUACUCCUUCCCUUUGACUACGCUGCUGCUAUUUCCGUUCACCGUCAUUGUUGGUCCGAAAUAUCUGAGAUGGGUUUUUUUGCUCCUUGGAUGGAGCACUUUAAUUUAUAUCGUCAUCAGCGGGCUCAUAGGAAUGUAUACGGUCAACACAGUCACGCAGAUCCGCGUACCUAGUGUUCUAGCCUGGAGGUUCGAUCACUUUGGUCAGCGCUCCCGCAGGAGGUCUAGCAGGAAACGCGAGCAUGUUGAGAAGCGACCGCAUACUAGAAUAACAACGCCGGCACCGAUCAGGCGGAAAGCUGUUGCUUCGUUGAAGUCCGAGGUGCGGCCCAUCAUUCUUGACAAGCCCUUUGAAGGGGAUCAGAGAGGUCGUUUGGGGUCGUUGACGUCGCAGUCGACAAUAGCAUCAGUUGGUCGAAGUCAGAGUCCGGAUCGCUCCACGCCUGUUGAGAGUCCUAGCUGAGGCCAUUAGAGAGGAGCCCAUUGCACUUUUUUGUUUGUCAUA
Molecule: messenger RNA, 1113 nt
Organism: Perkinsus marinus ATCC 50983
Lineage: Eukaryota; Perkinsozoa; Perkinsida; Perkinsidae
Exons: 7
Coding region: 13-1071 (352 amino acids)
Source: RefSeq, a predicted model, not a curated record